Molecule: messenger RNA, 525 nt
Organism: Fraxinus pennsylvanica
Lineage: Eukaryota; Viridiplantae; Streptophyta; Magnoliopsida; Lamiales; Oleaceae
Source: the annotation of a GenBank genome assembly
AUGGCUCUAAGGUUUCACCUUCUCUCCACAAAACUCCUCCCACAGCCCACAAAUUUCCCCGCCCUCCCCUUCCCUUCCUAUGCCGCCGCCACCACCAGUUUCAUUAAAUUCAAUUCGAAACAACAGAAAUGCCUAAAAAUCUCAUGCACCAACGAAGAAAUCAGUACCGACGAAAUGCUGGCAGUAGAACUCGACCUAGAAAUCAGCAAGUUGAACACCCACAAGUUGCAAACAGAAGAAGCCUUGAAGAAAAGCAGGGAGCUAUUAUUCACGGAAUUGUGCAAUUUCAUGGGAUUGAAACCGGAGGAUUUGAAGAAGCAAUGGGAAAGAAUGAAUGAAGAGGAAAAAUGGGUUUUGGCUAAAGGGUUUGUUACAGAGUGGAGUGCCCAUUUUCAUCCAUUGUCUGCCAAAUCUGUUAAAGAAAUGGUUGAUGAACAUUUGGUUGAAGAAAAGCCACCUUCAGUGGCGGCUUCCAACAAAUUCUUCCCCAAUUUCGGAAAACUGAUUGGGUUUUCCCUAAAUUAG